GAGUUUGAGCGAUAAUUGGACGGUACUUGAUUGAGUAACUGCGUUAGAAAAUUUCCUCCUGCUGAAAUGCCUAAAAAAAAGAAGUUCAUUGACAAAAAAAAAGCUGUAACUUUCCACUUGGUGCAUAGAAGCCAAAAGGAUCCUUUACAAGCUGAUGAUGAAGCUCCCAAAAGGGUUUUACUGCCAACUGAAAAAGAAAAAUUGAAUGCUCGUAAGGAAGAACAAUUGAAAUAUGGCAUAAACUUCGAAGAUGAGUAUGAUUAUAUGCAACAUUUAAAGGAGUCUAGGGAAAUACACAAUGUUGAGAUGGAUGGUAUUGACCACUGGAUUGCCGAAUCAAAUGAGAAUGAGUCCACAUUAAAUAUUAAGCUACCGUCCAAACUCUUUGGAUCUAAUAUGGAAACUGAUGUUGGAAUGUUAAACAAGGCAGCACCCGUUUCUGGACCUCGUUUGGAUUUGGAUCCCGAUUUAGUAGCAGCAAUGGAUGAUGAUUUUAAUUUUGAUGAUCCAGACAAUCAGUUAGAAGAUGAUUUCAUUUCUAAGGCAAAUUGUGAAGAAGGAGCAGAAGAAGACGAGGGGGAGUAUGACGAAUGUGAUAUGUCCAGCGAUUUUGGAGAAGGAGACGAUUUUUUUGAUGAAAAGAGCUUUGGCGGUGAAACCUUCCGAACAUCGAAAUCUAGGUUUACAGAAUAUUCUGUAAGCAGCUCAGUUAUGCGUCGUAAUGAAGGAUUAAGCAAUCUAGAUGACCGGUUUGAAGAGCUUUUUGACCAAUACGAUGACGACGAGAUCGGAGCUUUAGAUCAGGAGGAAAUCCAGGGUAAUUUAGGAGAGGACAAUUUAGUACUGAAAGCUGCUCUGGAAGAAUAUGGAGAAGCGAUGGAAGCUAAGGAACGAACUCUUAAAGAUGAGGUUCGAAUCCCUAAAACUCUCAAUUAUCAGGAUUCAGAUGAAGAAUUUAUAGCUGUUGAAGUUGAAGAAGAGGACAAGGGCGAAAAAUGGGAUUGUGAAACGAUACUAACAACAUACUCAACGAUAUAUAAUAAUCCAAAAGUUAUUGAUGACAAACCGAAAAAAAUUCAAUUAACAAAAAGAUUAGCUGUUCCCAAUGAUGCUCUUCCUUCACAAAAUCGCGCAACAAAUCGUCAAAAAGAUAAGGAUAUAUACAAACCAAACUUUGACAAAGCUUGCACUGUUAGAAAUAAAGAAGAAUCUGCCGAAGAACGCAAAGCAAGAAAGAAAGCUAUAAAGGAUGAGCGGCGCGAAAGAAGAAAAGAGAAAAAAGACACUAAACUUACAUUCAAAUCGGAAAAAUUAAAACAGCAGUCAGAAAUUGUCAACUUACAAAAAAAUAUUUCUGCUGUAAAAAUUGUUUAA
Molecule: messenger RNA, 1374 nt
Organism: Dimorphilus gyrociliatus
Lineage: Eukaryota; Metazoa; Annelida; Polychaeta; Dinophilidae
Source: the annotation of a GenBank genome assembly